Molecule: messenger RNA, 381 nt
Organism: Klebsormidium nitens
Lineage: Eukaryota; Viridiplantae; Streptophyta; Klebsormidiophyceae; Klebsormidiales; Klebsormidiaceae
Source: the annotation of a GenBank genome assembly
AUGACGGCGCCCCCGGUCAUCAAGCCACACAAGUACAGGCCUGGGACGGUGGCGCUUCGCAAGAUCAGAAAAUACCAGAAGACAUUCGAGCUGCUGCUGAAGAAGGCGGCGUUCCGCAGGUUGUCCAAGGAGGUGAUGGACUCGGAGAAGGUGCAACCGAAGAAAGGAGUCGUCACGUACUUUGCGGAAGAGGCGUACGACGCGCUGCAGGAGGCGGCGAAGGCCCGGUACCUCGUCAAGAUGUGUGAGGAGGCGAACCUCUAUGCCAUUCACGCCAAGAGGGUGACUCUGAUGGAGUCGGACUGGGCCCUUAUGCUCAAGCUGAGGCAUGGGGAGUGGAGGUUCCCGGUUAAGGAGGGGCCGGGCAAGUACGUAGUGUAA